Molecule: messenger RNA, 864 nt
Organism: Paramuricea clavata
Lineage: Eukaryota; Metazoa; Cnidaria; Anthozoa; Malacalcyonacea; Plexauridae
Source: the annotation of a GenBank genome assembly
AUGAAUAUAAGCGGAAUAUUUACAGUGAAGAAAGCUACAAGGAGUUCAGAAUUUCUGAACCCCGAAAAUCUGAAAUCAAUGGAUAUAAGCGGAAUAUUUACAGCAAAGAAAGCUACAAGAGGUUCAGAAUUUCUGAACCCCGAAAAUCUGAAAUCAAUGAAUAUAAGCGGAAUAUUUGCAGCGAAGAAAGCUACAAGAGAUUCAGAAUUUCUGAACCCCGAAAAUCUGAAAUCAAUGGAUAUAAGCGGAAUAUUUACAGUGAAGAAAGCUACAAGGGGUUCAGAAUUUCUGAAUCCUGAAAAUCUGAAAUCAAUGAAUAUAAGCGGAAUAUUUACAGCGAAGAAAGCUACAAGAGGUUCAGAAUUUCUGAACCCCGAAAAUCUGAAAUCAAUGAAUAUAAGCGGAAUAUUUGCAGCGAAGAAAGCUACAAGAGAUUCAGAAUUUCUGAACCCCGAAAAUCUGAAAUCAAUGGAUAUAAGCGGAAUAUUUACAGUGAAGAAAGCUACAAGGGGUUCAGAAUUUCUAAACCUCGAAAAUCUGAAAUCAAUGAAUAUAAGCGGAAUAUUUACAGCGAAGAAAGCUACAAGAGGUUCAGAAUUUCUGAACCCCGAAAAUCUGAAAUCAAUGGAUAUAAGCGGAAUAUUUACAGCAAAGAAAGCUACAAGAGGUUCAGAAUUUCUGAACCCAGAAAAUCUGAAAUCAAUGAAUAUAAGCGGAAUAUUUACAGUGAAGAAAGCUACAAGGGGUUCAGAAUUUCUGAACCCCGAAAAUCUGAAAUCAAUGGAUAUAAGCGGAAUAUUUACAGCGAAGAAAGCAACAAGGGGUUCAGAAUUUCUGAACCCUGAAAAUCUGAAAUCAUUAUGA